This is a messenger RNA of Physcomitrium patens, 1425 nucleotides long. The record is from the annotation of a RefSeq genome assembly. Lineage: Eukaryota; Viridiplantae; Streptophyta; Bryopsida; Funariales; Funariaceae.
AUGUCAAAUAAAAUAUCUGAAACUCUCACUUUUGAAUGCGAAACAGGUAAUUAUCACACUUUUUGUCCUAUUAGUUGUGUAGCGUGGCUAUAUCAAAAAAUUGAAGAUAGCUUUUUUUUAGUAGUCGGUACAAAAACAUGUGGUUAUUUUUUACAAAAUGCGUUAGGAGUUAUGAUUUUUGCAGAACCUCGCUAUGCUAUGGCAGAAUUAGAAGAAGGAGAUAUUUCAGCUCAAUUAAAUGAUUACAAAGAAUUAAAAAGACUUUGUCUUCAGAUAAAAAAAGAUCGAAAUCCAAGUGUUAUUAUCUGGAUUGGUACUUGUACUACAGAAAUAAUAAAAAUGGAUUUAGAGGGCAUGGCACCUAAAUUAGAAAAUGAACUGGGUAUACCAAUUGUUGUUGCAAGAGCAAACGGAUUGGAUUAUGCAUUUACUCAAGGAGAGGAUACUGUUUUAGCUGCUAUGGCACAUCGUUGUCCAGAACAAAAUACAUUACUUGAUAACAAAAAAGUUAUACAACAAGAUUCAACUAUUCAAGACUUUUUUUCUUUCCUUUCUCUUGAAAAAAAAGAAGAAACAAGAAAUAACUCUUCAAUAAAAUCAAAAAAGCACCCUCCAUUAGUUCUUUUUGGUUCUUUACCUUCUACUGUAGCUUCUCAACUUAGUUCAGAAUUAAAACGUCAAUCUGUUCAAGUUUCUGGUUGGUUACCAGCCCAAAGAUAUACAGAUCUUCCGUCAUUAGGAGAUCAAGUUUAUGUAUGUGGUGUUAAUCCAUUUUUAAGUCGUACAGCUACUACUUUAAUGAGACGUCGUAAAUGUAAACUAAUAGGAGCACCUUUCCCUAUUGGCCCUGAUGGAACACGUGCUUGGAUUGAAAAAAUUUGUUCCGUUUUUAAUAUUAAAACAAAAGAUUUGGAACAAAGAGAGCAACAAAUAUGGGAAAAUUUAAAAGAUUACUUAGAUCUAGUACGAGGAAAAUCUGUAUUUUUUAUGGGAGAUAAUCUUUUAGAAAUAUCUUUAGCUAGAUUUUUAAUUCGUUGUGGAAUGAUUGUUUAUGAAAUCGGUAUUCCAUAUUUAGAUAAACGAUAUCAAGCAGCUGAAUUACUGUUUUUACAAAAUACUUGUAAAAGUAUGGGUAUACCUAUGCCACGCAUUGUUGAAAAACCUGAUAAUUAUAAUCAAAUACAACGUAUGCGCGAAUUACAACCUGAUUUAGCAAUUACUGGUAUGGCUCAUGCAAAUCCUUUAGAAGCAAGAGGAAUUAAUACAAAAUGGUCUGUUGAAUUUACUUUUGCUCAAAUUCACGGUUUCACAAAUGCAAGAGAUGUUCUUGAACUUGUUACUCGUCCUUUACGACGUAACAAUAAUUUAGAGAAUUUAGGUUGGAACGAUUUAACAAAAAAAGAAAAACAAAUAAAAUUUAAUUAA